Phragmites australis (common reed) is the source of this 1550-nucleotide messenger RNA. RefSeq names its product mitogen-activated protein kinase kinase kinase 17-like. Lineage: Eukaryota; Viridiplantae; Streptophyta; Magnoliopsida; Poales; Poaceae. The coding region runs from base 102 to 1535 and encodes 477 amino acids. Gene Ontology annotation, biological process: protein phosphorylation. The record is from RefSeq and is a predicted model, not a curated record. Gene Ontology annotation, molecular function: protein kinase activity; ATP binding. The transcript has a single exon.
GCUUCACUUCGAACACGGCCGAGACGCACACAGCGGCAAAUCGCACAAAACCAAUUCGAACAAGCGAGCGCCGAGAAACGGAGAGACAGAGAAAGAGGGCCAUGGCAACAGCGGUCAGCGGCCGGUGGACACGAGUCCGCACGCUCGGCCGGGGCGCGUCCGGCGCGGUGGUCUCCCUCGCCGCCGACGACGCCUCGGGCGCGCUCUUUGCCGUCAAGUCCGCCUCGGCCGGCGCCGCGGGGGCCACGGAGCAGCUGCAGCGCGAGGGGAGCAUCCUGUCCGCGCUCCGAUCCCCGCACGUCCUCCCUUGCCUCGGCUUCCGCGCCGGCGCCGCGGAGUGCCAGCUGUUCCUCGAGUUCGCGCCCGGCGGCUCGCUUGCCGACGUGGCGGCGAGGAGCGGCGGGCGGCUCGAGGAGAGCGCCAUCAGGGCUUACGCGGCGGACGUGGCGAGCGGCCUGGCGUACCUCCACGGGAGGUCGCUCGUGCACGGGGACGUCAAGGGGAGGAAUGUAGUGGUCGGCGCCGACGGCCGGGCCAAGCUCGCUGACUUUGGGUGCGCGAGGGAGGUGGGCUCCGCGCGCCCGAUCGGCGGCACGCCGGCGUUCAUGGCGCCGGAGGUGGCGCGCGGGGAGGAGCAGGGCCCGGCGGCCGAUGUCUGGGCACUGGGAUGCACCGUCGUCGAGAUGGCCACGGGCCGCGCCCCGUGGAGCGACAUGGACGAUGUCCUCGCGGCGGUGCACCGGAUUGGGUACACCGAUGCCGCGCCGGAGGUGCCCGGGUGGAUGUCGGCGGAGGCCAAGGACUUCUUGGCCCGGUGUUUCGCGAGGAACCCACGCGACCGGUGCACGGCAGCGCAGCUCUUGGAGCACCCAUUCUUGGCGUCAGCCGGCUGCGGCGUAAAGGCAGAGGAGGUGGCGGCGAAAUGGGUGUCCCCCAAGAGCAUGCUGGAUGCCGUACUCUGGGAGUCCGACACCGACGAUGAUGACGAGGAGGAUGACGACGUGUCAGAGAGCCCCGCCCAGAGAAUCAAAGCAUUGUCAGGGCCCUGCUCGGCCUUGCCGGACUGGGAUUCCGACGACGACUGGAUCGAAGUGCUCAAUGAGCAAUGUGAAGCCUGCAGUUUGGUACCAACAAAAGAGGCGGCCGAGGAGAUGGCCGGCGAGGACGAAUGUGUCCUUAGUGAAGUGUUUGAAACAGAGGCUGAGCUCUGCGAUGUCGAUGCAGAGGGUGGCGAUCCUGAGCGUACUGUAGCUGUAGGAUUAACUGCUGUGUCGAUUGGGCGGCAGGAAGGGCCGUGUUGGGACCUUUCCAGUAAUCCAUCAGUAUUUCCAGUUGAUACUUGUCAUGAAAUUAAAAAAAUGUCAAAGUCUUUGUUACGGCUAAAUUGUCUCCUUUCAGUUACUCGUUCUUCUGUUCCAUUUGUCUUGCAAAAUGAUUAUCUGAUUCACAUUGAUCUGGCAAAAUCUAGAACUCCCGAACUGAUACGAUGCGACGAUUCCAGAAACGUUCUUCUAGACAGACGCACGAAUCACUGACUAGCCAUUCGGAAU